AUGGCUUCUACAAUCGAGCAAUACGAUGUGAAGGCAUUGGAACAACUCAAAGACCUGUAUGGAGAUUUGGCCCAAAUUCCAUUGGCCAGUCAUGGAAGAAUAUGUAAAAAAUCGGAUAAUGAUAUCAUUGAAAUCCUCAGUAUCUGGGACAAUCGAGCUAUUCAAAUGAACAAAACAACUAGACACCAAAGAUUCAGUGUGAUUGGAAGCAAGGGGCCGGAUGUUAAAGAUCGUUACCUGAUGACAACCAUGUCAUCGCCGCUGUGCAAUUUUGAAGCUCAAGCGAUCGCUUAUACGGCGGACAGUUCGAAAGUUGCUCAGCUGAUCACAAUUCCGAAUGGUGAAGAAAAGAAGCAAUAUCUUAAGGUGUACGAUUUAAGUGAUCAUAUCGAACUUUUGUGUUCCGAUUUGACCACUCAGAAAAAACAUGGAGUUAUUCACGGAGCUGGGUCUUCUCCAUUUGGAACUCUUAAAUUUUCUCACGGAGAAGGUCACGUGCUUUAUGUUGCUGAGAGAAAUGUGAAAGCUGCCCAAUACUUUGACGCUGACAUCGAAUGGGAUAACGAGACAAAGGUUUUCGAAAGCAAAGUGGGAAAGAAAUUUGAACUUCGCGAAUCAUGGGGAGAACAAAAUGAUGCGGUUCGCCGUCCGGUUAUUGGAAUUGUGGAUGUUUCGUCUGGAAAUGUUUCGGUUCUCGAUGAAAUACCGUCUAACAUUUCGCCAGCUUUUGUUACUUGGGCUCCUGGAGACACUGGGGUUGUCUUUUUCGGUCUUGAAGAAGGAGAUUCUCCAAGACUUGGCCGCAUUUACUGCAAUAACCGAAAAGGAUCCGUGUAUUAUUACGACUUGCCAAGUGCGAAAUUGACGAGAAUUGGAGAAGAGGGCAUUUCUGCUGAAAUGCUCAGCUUCUCGCCAGAUGGAAAAAAUUUGGUUUAUUUCCAAAGAAAAUCUGAUGGGCCACACCAAGCUGUUUUAGAAAUGGUCACGGUUGAUUGGGAAAAUCGUGAUUCACGUCCGAACGUUGCUGUAGAAAUUGUGAAACAACAAAGCGAUGGCGAUUCUUUUCAAGGAUUGUGCUUCUUGCAGCUUGCUGCACGUACAUGGUCAUCAGACUCUGAAAGAAUUAUUGUAACAACAAUGUGGAAGAGCAAAUUGGAAAUCGUUGCAAUAAAUAUUAAAACUGGAAACGUUGAAAAAUUGACGAAUCAUGGAAAAUGUCACGGAACAUGGCAACUUUUCGAUGUUCAUGAUGAUGAAAUUCUGGCAGUUGUAUCUGCUCCCAAUCGUCCACCAAAUGUUCUUUUAGGGCAAUUGCCUCCAGAGGGACAAGCCGAAAGAAUUGUUUGGGUACGAUUGGACGAAGCGAAGGCUAUUGAGAAGCGUAGAAAUCUCAUAGAUUAUUCCUGGAAAUUUGUGGAAUUUGGUGACGAAAAUACCGGAAAGUACGAAGGAAUUUUCAUGAUUCCUAACGAGGGGCAUAACCUUCCAAUGGUUGUCAAUCCCCACGGUGGACCCCACGGAGGAUCUUUGGCGUGCUGGCCUCGUAGAGAUAUUACGACGCUGUUGAACUCAGGCUACGCCAUUCUUCAAGUGAAUUAUCGAGGAUCGGUUGGAUUUGGAGAUGAUUUUAUUCGAGCAUUACCUGGAAACUGUGGGGAUUUAGAUGUGAACGACGUUCAUAAUGCUGUGAUUGAAACACUUGAAAGAGAACCGCGCAUUUCAAAAGACAAGGUGGUUCUUUUCGGCGGAUCUCAUGGCGGAUUUCUCGUUUCUCAUUUGAUCGGACAAUUUCCGGGAUUCUACAAGUCGUGCGUUGCUCUCAAUCCGGUUGUCAAUAUCGGAUCUAUGCUCGAUAUAACUGACAUUCCAGAAUGGUGUUUCUUUGAAGGAACCGGAGAAUAUCCAGAUUGGAGCAAAACUGCAAAUGCUGAGCAACGCGAGAAAAUGUGGCAGUCAUCGCCAAUUGCCCACGUCGAAAAUGCGGUGACCCCAUAUUUGCUUCUGAUCGGAGAAAAGGAUUUGAGAGUUGUACCGCAUUACCGCGCUUUUGUUAGGAAUUUAAAGGCUAGAGGAGUGCCUUGCAAAGUUCUAUCAUAUCCUCCAUCGAACCAUCCCCUUGAUGAAAUCAAUGUCGAAGCUGAUUACACCAUCAAUAUGGUCAGAUGGUUCGAGAAGUCACUUGCUUAA
This is a messenger RNA of Caenorhabditis bovis, 2187 nucleotides long. The record is from the annotation of a GenBank genome assembly. Lineage: Eukaryota; Metazoa; Nematoda; Chromadorea; Rhabditida; Rhabditidae.